Messenger RNA from Asterias rubens (European starfish), 2913 nucleotides. RefSeq lists its product as uncharacterized. The coding region runs from base 203 to 1156 and encodes 317 amino acids. The record is from RefSeq and is a predicted model, not a curated record. Lineage: Eukaryota; Metazoa; Echinodermata; Asteroidea; Forcipulatida; Asteriidae. The transcript has 10 exons. Gene Ontology annotation, molecular function: protein binding.
UCGUGAGUGUUGUAUUGUACACGCAAGCAUAUCGCAUAAAUGAAAAUCACUAUAGCCUUUUAAAUAGCAUCAUCCAGAUAGAAAGUCUUGCAACCCUGCCAAUUGAACGUCGAGUGGAACAGCAACGGAAAUUUCGGGUAGCGCGUACCACAAACCUCCAUAGGAAACCAUAGGAAACAAGUGCACAGUUCUAGGCGCUGACAUGGCCGAGGAAAGAAACACAGAUCCAAAGAUGGCAACAAGCCAACCCAGGGAGAACAACGGUGAUGGACGCAAAGUAUUCCUCCACAAUCUGGACGAUACGGAGACUUAUGGUGUGCACUUUGGGGUGAACCUACAUCAAAAAGACGGCCGGUUUGUCUUUAAGGACUUUCUAGAGGGUGGAAUGGCUUACAAAACUGGCUUCCGAUCCGGUGAUGUGUUAGUCUCGGCAAAUUCCAUCGACAUUGACAACGUGGACUUGAUGCAAUUACUGAAAGAGCUUCUUGACUACAAAGAGUUUAACUACAUCAUUGGAGUCGAAAGGAAGUUAGACGACGGAGAAAAUACCAAGUUCAUUUGGAAGAUUUUCAAAAUCUUCCCAAAGGACAGUGUUCUAGAUGUUGCUGUUCUCGAGACCCUCGAAAAUGACAGUAAUGAAAUGCCACAUGCCAUGUUAUUCCCCUCUACCCCUAUAUAUGAUUUUAUAAGGGCUUCUACCGACACGUACAACAUUUAUAUUGGAGGAGAUAAAGGUCCCCCCAGGUAUCUGACGGUUAGAAACAGGCAACUGAUUUUCCAGAAUUACAACGAAAACAGCAAGUUCUUUCAAUACAGCUAUACAGAUCCGGGGACGGGGACCUGUGGGAAUGUUGUGGCAUAUUCUUUAGAUGACUCGUUUAGACGUGAUGUGCAGUCUUCACCAGCCACCUUUAAAAACUUGAAACGAAUGACAGUGUUGGAUUUUCCAAAGUAUAUGACAGGAAAGCACAUCCCACCAAAUGCUCGCUUUUUCUACAAACUGGUUUCUCAAGGAGGAUUUUCACUGCAAAGCAUGAUUGCACCAGGAAUGUAUCUUGGAAUUGGGCCUGAUGACGAGGCGAUACUCAAAAGGACUCCAACGUCGCUCCUAAUUUCUCGGGAUGGAGGGGCUUGCAAGCAAAAUACCGUUGAGUAGGCGAAAUAACUUAAGCCCUUUUCACACUAUAGUUAUUUCCCGGGAAACUACCCGGAACUUUUGGUCGAUCUUUUCACACUUUACCAAAAAACUCCCGGGAAUUUCCCGGGAAAUAACUUUUUCCCAGGAAGUAAUUAACCCUGCUCAGGAGUAGGAUUGUUGGAGUUAACCCCGGGGUUAAAAAAUUUUGUGUUUAAACGACCGCGUAUAUUCCUUGGAAGUAGUACUCCCGGUGGUUAUACCAAAUCGGGAUAGUGAGAACAGUUGCUGAGUGGGUUUAAAACCUCACAGGAUGGCCAUGUGGUGUGAAAAUGGCUUUAGCUUGUUUAGGCUCGACACGUCGUCAAAGACCGCUUACCGCUAGGUGUAUCUCAACAUAUGCAUAAAAUCACAAUCAUGCAAAAACUUGGCCUGAAAUUGGUCAUCGAAUUUACAAGAGAAUACGAAAAAAACACCCUUGUUGCAUUACUUUGUGUGCUUUCAGACGCAUAAUAACAGGAUUCAGAUGAAGUCCUUUAAUAUUAAAUUUGAGUGAGAAAGAACAUCUUUCUUAAAAAAAGAAAUGGUUUAUACUAUCAAGUAAGUUGUUAUGCUAAAAAAAUAUUUUGAGUAAUAACCGGUAUCUGUCCAGUGCCUUUAAACUACACAACACUAAUUUACUUAGGCUAUGGGUCUGUUUGGCACUUUUUCUUUACAAAAUGUAUCCAAAAUGUAAUAAUUGUAAAACAAGUCUCUUUUUUGUUUACUUUGACAAUGUACGUCAGCUUGUAGGUUCUUCUGAGUUGAAACGUUGAAUAUUCUUUUUAUGUGCAUUAAUACAAGGGAAAACGACAUUCAAUUUGGGAGUUUGGAAUUCCAAAAAUCUGGCGACAUUGAUUAUGAUUACGUAUAUUUUGUUGAUAAUAUAAAAGCAGACAUUUAUACAGAACUCUUACGAGGGUAUCACAGCGCUUUACAAAGGGCCUUUGUUAAAGGACACUUUGUUACUUGGGUAAUGACCCAGACAAACAAAAACGCGUGUAUUGUAUUGUAUUAUUGUAUACUUGAUCAUUUCAAGGGCAUCAAGGCAAUGGAGGCAAUCUUCUUCGUUGCCCCCGUGAAGUAUCAGGCCUGCCCCCUUUUGUAUGAAGAAACUCCUGAAAUGACUUUUAUAAAAUAAAAUACAUCACGUGCAGAAUAAACAUUAUUUUUAAACUUACCAAGUUUCCUUCAGCGUUAUUGAACUACCUGCUGCUCCGUAAGCCACCACAGAAAUUAUCUUCAGGAGCUUAAAAAAGGACAAGUGGGCUUAAUGGCAACCACAAAAUUUUAAAGGAUGAUGGUCCCCACCCCAUCCCUUUUUUGAGGCCGCAUAUUGUUUAUUUUUUUACUCAACUUUAUUUUCUCAAAAAUACACAUUUUCUGUGUAUUUCCCAUUAAACUUGUGACUUCAUAGUGGUGACUUUAAAUUGAAGAAUUGGUGACCAGUUUGAAUUCAAAUGCUUGGCGGCCACUUUUGAAAGAAAUAGAAAAUACAAAAUAAAAAGGCCCUCGUCCCUCGUCCUUUGGAUAAAAUCCGGACUAUGAACUGUUUUUAUUUUUACUUGGCCUAAUACAAUGGACAGCCAAUAGUAGUAAGUAAACUCGUCAUGAUUGAAAUCACACUGGGUUAAAUCACAAUAGGUUAAAACUUGCACUUUCUAUGUUAUUUUUUAUUAUUUCUCAUCAAAUAUGACAUUUCAGACAGAAAUAUUUCAUGGGAUGUUUUCUACUGUCAU